Molecule: messenger RNA, 621 nt
Organism: Entamoeba invadens IP1
Lineage: Eukaryota; Evosea; Mastigamoebida; Endamoebidae
Exons: 3
Coding region: 1-621 (206 amino acids)
Source: RefSeq, a predicted model, not a curated record
AUGUAUUUCAAAGAUAAUGCUGAGAAGAUGUGCAAGAGAUGCACUGAUGGUUGCAAAGUGUGCAGCAAUGCAACUGACUGUCAAGAGUGUGUUGCACCAAAGAUGUUGGAGGAGGGAACUAUGAAGUGUGUUGAGAAAUGUCGAGAUGGGUUUUUCAAUGUCGACAACAAAAAGUGUGAUGUGUGCAUGGAUAACUGCAUGACGUGUGCAGCAAAAGAAAAGUGUGACAAGUACAAAGAAAACUAUUUUAUGUUAGAUGGCAAAUGUGUUGACAUGUGUCCAGAAAAGUACUUUGAAAAAGAAGGAAAAUGUGAGAAGUGCAAUGACACAUACAACACGUCACGCAAAGAAGGUGACACUGAAUGCGAGGUUUGUAUGAACAAAAGUGGGACAUUGAAGGUGUUGGUUUGUCUUGAUGAUUGCCUUCUAAGUUACUUUUUGGUUGGUUUUAAUUUAAAUCUGUUUUUAACACUUGAGAUAAAUAAUAAACAAGAAUUAGACCGUACGACUAGGAUCAUUCUUAGAGAUGAAGACUUUCAUCACUUCAGUGCCAAAGGGAGAUACGCAGCAAUGCACGAUGAACUGCUUGUUGAGGGGUUGAGUGCGUGCACAACACUCUGA